AUGAUGCGGACGGGCUGUGCGUCGCCCGCAGCCGCCGUGGGGGCGUCGCGGAAGAGGGAGAAGCGCCGGAAGACGGGCCGCAAGGAGGUUAUGGCUUCGAGUGACGUCGAAGACGUGUGGUUAAGGGAGGGCGCCACAGCCCGCUUUCUGGGAAGCGGGGAGGUGGACGAGGAAAGACGGAGAGAGGCGCUGAAGGCACUCGCCGAGCUCGAAGCAGAGCACGACGCCGACGAUCCAGUAGUUGCCCAGUUGAAGAAGCAGUUACUCGAGCAGACACAGCCACUUGCGAGUGGUGCCAAUGCAUCCGGUGGAUCGCGCGUACGGGGCGAAGGUGCGACGCGAGAUCCUUCGGUUCAGAGUAAAGGACAGAAACGAAAGAGACACGGAGACACCCGGGACACCAUGGAGGAGAUUGCAGAGAUGGAUGAAGAGGAAGAGCGGCGCGACCGUCUCGAGCAUCUUCGAAUGACAAAUCCGGGUGCGCUAUUCUCAACGGCCAAAGAGAAGAAGGAAAAGAAGCCCGAUGUGUACGUUCAGUCUGCAGAAAUCCGAGUGAAACCGAAUCGGUGCUUCGGUUGCGGCGCUGCUUUCCAGACGCGGAACCCUGACAAGGCCGCCUAUGUGCCAGCCAGAGUUUUGGAGGCGGCGUCGCUGUCAACGUCCUCUUGCGCAGAUUCGUCAGAAGGCGCAGCGGACCCGUCUCUCCGCCCGUCUUCGUUGGAUCUGAGUGACCCCGAAUCUGCCGCGAAGGCGUUCGCGUCCGCAGGAGGGGAUAUCGAGAAAGUCGUGGAUCUAGCAGCCCGCGCAGAGAGCGUGGACUUUGAAGCGUUCGUCAGCGCCAUAGCUGAGGCUGGUGGAACAGACCGGCAGGAGGUUCUGGACAAGCUGACCCUGGCGUGCGACUACAACGGAGAGCCGGUGGAGGACGAAGAGCCCGAGCGGGUCGGCGAAGAGGAACUCGACGAGCACGGCCAGGGGGGAAGGGACACGCAGGUGGCGAGGGGUAGCGAAGCUGGUCACGGAGCAGAAGACCCCGAACAGAGACGCUUGCAAGAGACUCCAUCCGAUGCCGAGGGAAGGUCAGCCUUCCCGGAAGACACCGCAGACGACAUGGCACUCCCUGGGGCACGCCGCACCGGCGCCGGCGCGGACGGAGAGAACCAAAGAGGAGGCGUCCGCGUGGAGACAAUGACUCUGUCUGAAGAGGAGCUUGGCCGGCUUCUGGGCCAAGAGGCAGUGGCUGCGCUCCACGACGACGCGUCUGUAGAAGCUGAAGGUCGCGCGCGCACAGGGGCGCAGAAACUGGUUUUAUGCCAGAGGUGUCACGCCAUGAAGAGUGGAAAGAAGAUCGACGAAGGCUUGAGAGUUGGGUUUUCUCACGGAGACCACCUUCUUCAUCCCGACCGAUUCAAGCGUCUCGUAGCCUCCCUUCGGACGAAACGGUGUAUUUUUUUGCUUUUCUUGGACUUGAUCUCGCCUGAGCUGGUCCCGGCUUUGCCGGACCUAGUUCGGGUCAACCCCGUCUACGUCGCAGUGACAAAGUGCGAUCUGUUGCCGGGCAGUCUUCGCAGGCCAGACGCGCCUUUCAACUCGAGCGCUGAAGGCUUCAGGCGACGGUGCAUCGCCAACACGAACGUAGCGCGCCACUACGUUUUCGAGAUGCUGUCGCGAGCGUACAGGCUCAAAGAUUUUACAGUGAAAAAUAUAUUCAUGAUCAGCAAUAAGUCUGGGGCAGGCGUGUCACACUUGAUUAACGCGGUUGGCCAAGAAGCGAUCAGACGGAAACGCCCCGUCUACGUAAUUGGGGCAGCUAACGCAGGGAAGUCUUCUUUUCUCAACAAGAUUCUCGCCAAGGCUACGCGAGAGCCCGAAUCGACACCCGGACCUUUACAGAAACCGCAACUUAAGGGAGCGAAAGCAGCGGCUGCAGCCUCAUCAGCAGUUCCAGGAACAACGUUGGAUUUUAUCCCCCUUGUCGUGAACGGGAAGUGGAAAGUCAUUGACACUCCAGGAAUCUUCUUGAAAGGGAGUUAUGCGAACCUUCUCACCCAGGAAGAGCUUCAAGCUGCCGUACCGUCUUCAGCGCUACACCUUUGCUCCGCUAGAGUUGCGGAGGGCCACGGCGUGUGGCUCGGUGGCCUCGCGCGCGUGGAGCUGCUCGGCGACCGGGGCUGCUUUUUCUCCUUCUUCCUAAGCCGGUCCUUGCUGAUACGGCCAUUCACGGCCGCAGGCACGCCCGAGGGAAAAUUGGAAGCCCAGCGAAGUCGCCUCUCCCCGCCCUUUUCACCGGAACGACGCAAAGCGCUUAGUCCUCUGGUACCAGAAGACUUCUAUAUUGCAGGCAAGGGGUGGCAAGAAGCUGCAGCGGACAUCGUGUUGAGCGGCCUCGGGUGGAUUAGCAUCACGGGGUGUGGUCCUCUGCGUGUGCGAGUUCACGUUCCUGAUGAGGUGCGCGUAUACCAGAGACCUGCGUUAGUACCGCGCGCCACCCGCGCCUGUCCUGCCGUUGCGACGACGCUUCUCCAAAAGACGGCGGACCGGCAAGCUGUUCACAAAAUGCAGUCACAAGCGCAUCGAUCGCCGCGAGGAGAUCCGGAACGCAGGCACCAUAUGAAGUCUGACAUAUCAUAUCAGUGUCCAACCGAUUUCGAAGACCGCGAUAACACUGCCAAUGAGUUCAUGCAGUGA
Neospora caninum is the source of this 2688-nucleotide messenger RNA. RefSeq lists its product as hypothetical. Bases 1 to 2688 code for a protein of 895 amino acids. The record is from RefSeq and is a predicted model, not a curated record. The transcript has 12 exons. Gene Ontology annotation, molecular function: GTP binding. NCBI's taxonomy places the organism in Eukaryota, Apicomplexa, Conoidasida, Eucoccidiorida, Sarcocystidae. Gene Ontology annotation, cellular component: mitochondrion.